Paramuricea clavata is the source of this 10507-nucleotide messenger RNA. The record is from the annotation of a GenBank genome assembly. NCBI's taxonomy places the organism in Eukaryota, Metazoa, Cnidaria, Anthozoa, Malacalcyonacea, Plexauridae.
AUGUGUAGGCCUAUAGAUUUCCUUGGCAUGGAUCAUGACCGCCUGGCCAUCAUGUGUGUGUUUGGAGCUGCUGCUGGAUCCAUCGUGCUUUUGAUCUCUCGAAACAUUUCAGGAUAUAGCAAUGCUUGGGGAAAAGGUAGGAAUGAGUUUUCAUUCAUGCCCAACAAUUAGCAGGUAAUUGACCAUUUGUGUAAUAGACGAAAUUUUGAUCUAAACAAGUCUAGACAAAAAUUUCAUCACAGCUUGAAAAAGCAUCACAAAAUUAGUAAUAUUCCAAAGUUUCGUUGCAAAAUGUUGUAAAAUGCGGAUAAUAUAGCCUUGCGAAGGUUGCAAUUUUCAGUCAUUUUAGAUUACAAACGGGAAACUGACAGCCUCAAAGCGUAUCGGGCUGUCAGUUUCCCGUUUGUAAUCUAAAAUGACUGAAAAUUGCAAACUUCACAAGGCUAUAUUAUCCACAUUUUACAACAUCUCGCAACGAAACUUUGGAAUAUUAUUAAUUUUGUGAUGCUCUUUCAAGCUGUGAUGAAAUUUUUGUCUAGAUCAAAAUUUAGUCUAUUACGCAAAUGGUCAAUUGCUACCACAUUUGGGCCGAAAAUAAGCAAUUUCCGCACGCAGUAAAAAAGUAUACAAAAUUUGCGAACUUUGCAAGGUUCUAUUUUCCGCAUUUUACAACAUUUCGCGACCAAACUUUGCACUUUUACUCAUUUUAGUAUGCUCUUCCUAGCUGUGAUGAUUUAUUUGCAUCUCCUUGCCUAGUUUUAAAAUUAGUCUAUAAUGGGAAUUGUCUAUUAACGGAUCCGUUGCCGUUGGAGAAACGUUAUCCAUGCAAGCAAUCUUACUGAAAUAUGUGUUCCUUCCAAGCAAGAAAAUUCCGGAUUUAGCGGAAAACUGUACAAGAUCGUACAGCGGUACAAGCUUCAGUAUGCACAUGUUGGCGUGCUCUCUAUGGGAUGGGAAAUUACGUAGUCACUCGCUGGGCCUGGGACUGGAUGUCAAAGUUCAAAAUUAACCAAGCUAACUAGGAUGCCAAAUCAAAAACAGGAAAAACAACUUGGUUUUUGAAGUUCUUGAAAGUCAAGUCAACAGACGGAAGGUUGACUAUACCUAAGACUCAAAACAACUGCUUGGAAACCCAGUCAGCGAGAAUGAAAUGUGUUAGAACUUAAAAAUGUUAGCAUUAAUACAAUAAUAGACGUUUCUGUUUUGGAAAUAUUGAAUUAAAGUAAACCAAAAUUUAAAUAAAUAAAAUCACAAAAUUUAAUAGACCUUCCCCCUUAUGAGUGAAAUUUUGAUCUAGACCAGUCUGGACAAAAAUGACAAACGGGAAAUUGACAGCCCCAAAGGGUAUUGGUCUGUCAAUUUCUCGCGUGUAAUACAAAAUGACUGAAAAACGGCAAACUUCGCAAGGCUAUAUUAUCCGCAUUUUACAACAUUUCGCAACGAAACUUCGGAAUAUUACUAACUUUGUGAUGCUUGUUCAAGCUGUGAUGAAAUUUUUGUCCAGGCUUGUCUAGAUCAAAAUUUCACUCAUUCAUAGAAAGGUCUAUUCAAAGAUUGUCUCGUAUAAACUCUUGUUGUUUAGUAUUCUAAACUCAGUUUAUCAGCGUUCUCUCGACCAUAGAAGUUUCAGAUGAUUUUACAAAACUUUUAAAAAAAUACUUCGGAAUAUUUUUGUCAAACGUUUUGUGAAAUCAUGUAAAUUAUUGGCACGGACGGUCCCGGCCUGGUGUUUACUGAAUACUGUUUAUUAGAACCCGCGCGCUACCGAAGACUUGACUAUAGCCUAUUACAUUAGAAUUAAGGAAACAUUCAAUUAUACACACUCUUGCCUGACAUUUCUCAUGCUAUCUUUCCAUGUAUGAAAGUUAACUCUCAUCUGCAAUCUCGCAUCAUGCAAUUUUUAUUUUCGUUUGGCCAUGCAUGUACGCUUUAUUAAAACAUUCUAAUUUAAUUAUCUUAUAGCACUCCUUCUCUUUGGAACCUGCAUUGAAUAUGCUUUCCUUUAUUAUCCCUACUUUGGAUGUUUGGCAUCAUAUCACAGAAUAAUUGGAGCAUUGAUGGGACUUCCUUAUGCAGUAAUUUUGUAAGUAUAGGGCGAAUUCACGAUCGUAAGGAAGCGACGUUUUAGAUUCACAAACGCCAACCGGAGGUAAAUCGCAACGUUAUAGAUGGCGACAGCCGUUUUUAUUUGAAAUCAUGAACGUGAAACUGCAUUGAUUGCCGUCACAAAAUAUAUUGACCAUGCAGAGAGCCGACGUCUUGGCCUCGCCUGUGAUUUUCGCGCAACCGUUGCAAUGCUGUCGCUAUUCUCCUAGUUACGGCGCUUUUGAGAGGCAUUCACCCCCCUGAAAGUAUAGGAAAUGGCGGUCGUUCAGGGGGGUGGGCGCUUAUAGGCGCACUUACUAGAAACAUGGCGAGUGCAUUUUGAUGACGAAUCAUGGUGUGAUUAUUUUACUUUUUUAUUGUAGCUUUGUUCUGUUAAUGACCACAGGUUUGCAAAAGUGUAAUGUAAGUUAUGAACGUAAAUUCCAUUUUAUUGUAGCUACCUGCGCAUGCAGAUAAUGUGUAGGAUUCGAGUAACGAUGUCAUCAUGAUGUGGUUUGGAGACCCCCCGUGUUAGAUUUAUGAUACGUUGCAGAAAAGCUCGACCUGGGGCAAUACUUUGCAUGCAAAAUUUAAUGUUCCAAUUUAUUAAUAUUUUUGUUAACGUUUAGAAAUGAUAAACGUGAAACGAUUAAUUUUUUAAAAACUCUUUAAAUCAGUCUUUACAGCUCGCAAUCCAAGUAAGAAUGAUAGGCAGAUAAAGCUAACUCGGAUAUCUACCCAUGUUUAACUAUAGUUUCAUUGUUAUAGUUAUGAAUAGGUCAAACAUAGUGGUUUCGACGAUAAUUAAUAAACCAUACUGACUUCCGAUCUCUACGGGUUUGGCAAGCAAAUAAUGAAAGUCUGUGAUAGAUCGAGUCUUCCUUUGUUAAGACAAUAGUAGCUUUCGGGUUGGCUUAACAUGCAUAGACAUUUUAAAUCUAUAAUUUUUAGGUCUAGUGCGCAAUGAGUAUCGUCCAUUAACAAUAAUUUGUAAUUUUCCAUUUAAAAGUUGAAAAUUUUCAACCUCAAAAGUUUUUUUCGACUGAAAAUUUGUGUCGGUUAAUCAUUUUUUUCAAAACUUUCUUACUGCGGAACAUUUUCCUGUGUGGAAAUGGGCCUUAAGAAUCUUGAAUUUUCGCACCCUGAUAUACUACUGUUUUAGGCUGGUUGUAUAAAAACGUAGUAAAGUCAAUUAUAGUUACAAAAUUCCCUCCUGUUAGACAUGAAUCUAUGUCCAGGAUAAAGGUUGAUUAACGACCGCUGACGAACAUUUUGAACAUGAUUAUGGACUCGUUACUAGUUACGCCCAAAUGCAAACCAGGCUUUAGUCCACCCUCUUAACUCUUGGUGUAUUUCAAUCAUUAGGGUUAUACGACGACGCAUGAAUAUGCUAGAAUAAUAUUAUCUAAUAUACCAGUGAUAUUAUGUCAUCUGUUUAUUCUGUGGAAGUUUACACUCGUACUUUAUAAGGAAAUCAAAGAGUACGGAACAUGCGGAAUACAAUGCUUAUUUCGCAAGGUAAGUUCUGGCUCCCCACGACCGCAAAUCCUCACCUGCAUAUUCAUGCAUAGACCUUUAUUACAUUUUGAGUAAAUUUCAAUUUGAUGUUAGCAUGCACGCUAUAAGUACCAGAAAUAAAGAGAGCGGGUCAGUAUAUUAGGAAGUAUAGAAAGUUUGAUGGCUAUAUUUUAAAGAUUGUGGCACUAGCGUCGUUUAAAAAAAAAAAAAAAUAGAGAAUGUAUGGGAAUUUUGCUUCAAGCAUGCGCUUGUCCGUCAAGCCUCCACCACCCACAAAUUACGAUAUAUUUUCUAAUAAAAUUUGUUUUUAUACACAGGGCCACAGUUUUCAAAAUGAAAUUCGCUCUUUUCAUUUCUGGCAUUAUAGAAUGCUAACAUCAAAUUCUAUAAAUCGAAUGAAAAGGCGUGGUAAAGGUCGAUUGCAUGGCAUCAUGAAUUUUUGCUUUGACGUAUUUAAAAUGUAUUGGCCAUUUGGGCCUCAAAUUGUAAGUUUCUUUGGUCUCGUAAUAAUGGAUUUUUUUUUUCUUUAAAUGUAACCGACAUUGUUAACCCAGUAAGUUGAAUUCAUUCAUUCACGAAAGUCUUUAAGAUUUGAGCAAUAAAAUAAUUAUCACUUAUUUACUGCAUGAGACCGAAGGAAACAGCGUGUUUUGUGGCCCCUCGACCGCCGUUGUUACCCGAAGCUGAGGGCAACACCGGCGGUCAAAACACGCUGUUUUCCCGAGGUCUUAGUAAAUAAGUGUUUUAUUAUACAGCUGAUUCAAUUAAGGUUGUCUUUCCAAAACCUUAAACUCUGAGCGCGCAAGGGAUGAUGGGUUUCCACCUAUUAGGCCCUUAAACUCAGAAAACUGCCUAGUCCACUCGUCAGCUUCGGAAUGGCUAAUUGAAUUAGCUGCAUAGCAAGUAUCAAAGUUUCAAAAAUUCACUUGGUAUUCCGAAACUGUAAUGAACCGUCCGGCAGACAUUGAAAGAAGUUUGCUUUGAACUUGCUGGUUGACGCGAGCAGCUCGCGCCUCACUUUCGGUUUUAUUAUUGACCGGUCAAUGAUUGUUGACCGAUUGCCCCCUCGCCAAAGCAUGGAGGGAGCAUGACGUUUUGUGGACCGGCACGUGAACGGUUUUGUGCAAUCGGCAAACUGGAAAUUGAACUUUGACACUUGCUAUAUAAUAAUUCAAAAAUUUCAUUCAAAUCUUAUUUGCUCGUCUGUGCAGUCACCUUUGUACACAGACGAGCAAAUAAGAUUUGAAUGAAAUUUUUGAAUCUGGACGUAGCCAAGGUCUAUAUAAUAAUAUCACUUGAAAGGUAGGCCUACUAAAAGUGACUAUAUGUGCCUGUAAUGACCAUAUCUAGGAUGAACAGUCAGAAGUGCAAGUGAAGUUGGUCAAACCUUGGUUGAAGGAUUACGUUAAGGACCUCAUUAAUAAACCAAAGUAAGGAUGAUAGAAAGAGAGUGGAUAAAAAGAGAGAUAAAUUUGAACAGUCUGUGCCAGUGUAAGGUGGUGCCAAUAAUUUGAAAGCUUUGGAUUGCUAUAGGGAUACAAUUACCUGAAAAAUACAAGGAGAACUGAAAAUGCAAGAAGUUUCCUGGAUAAAAAGAGUAGCGUUCAGCACUGAUCUAGGUGGAUUGAGGAUGCUGCAUGUUGAAUUCAAUAAGUAAAUUUUGAAGCCAGAAUAUUUUUAAUAAGGAGACAUUUUUAAAUCUAGGACCCUUCACAAAUCGAAUCGUUGCGCGUUGAAGUUAUACUUGCUAUAUAAAACAAAUGUUGCUUGCCAUUUGAAAGACACAACUUGUCUAUUCUGACAACAUGUCUAUUUUUUACUAACAAGGAUAUACCAUUCAGUUGUCACACAUGUCCUUUAUCACUUCUGCAUGUGAAAUUAGUUUGAUAGCUGCUCCUGACAAAUUGGAAAGUGAUCAAGAUGGUGACUCUGAGUGAUUUACAUAUUGGAUUGACAUAUGAUUGUUGACGUUGCUUUUUAGUCCUCAAUAUAUGAGUGAGUCAUGCUUUGGAAAUGACAGGAUUUUGUUUAUUACCGCAACCCAGGAGUUGUUUUGUUUUUCAUUACCCAACCUUUUACUCACUCAAAAUAUUGUUUACCCAACCCUUUUCUCUUUGGUGCCAACCCCCCUCCCACAGCACACCGAUAGAGUUUUAGGGGUCACUUGGUUAAUAUAUACUGUAGCUACAUUAGCCGAAUUCAUAUUAGGGACGGGAAACUCGUCUGUCAAAACCCGUCUGAAUAUGAAUUUAGGGACGGAUAAAUUCGAAUUUAAGACGAGUUUCCCGUCUAGAUGGGAUUCCCGUCCAACUUUCCCGUCUGUUUGGACGGGUAAGUUAGACGGGAAAGUUCAGACGGGAAACUCGUCUGCCCUCGGAUUCAUAUUAGACGAGUUUCCCGUGUAAGACGAGUUUCCCGUCUCUAAUAUGAAUUCGGCUAGUAUCCAAUACUAGUUUUCAGAAAACCAAAUAGUACGAAUCAAACAUUUCGCUUCAUUUGUAGACCUCCCCGCCAUCAUUCAAGAUUGGAUUUCUUCUUAAGGAAAAUUUACAAUCCCGAGAAAAGUAAGUGUUGCGGACCGAGCCCGUACGUAGAGCGAGGGUGAAAGGCACGUGCAAUAACCAAUAUGCCAUCAAACUAUAACUGUCUUCAUUAGACUGGUUAUUUAAGUUUUUUUAACUCUAUUCAGUUCAAAAGGAUGACAACCAAGUUCAAUGUUUUCCCUUUUUUGUAUAGAUUUUAAGUUCUCAACACAAACUCUUUCCGUGGUCAUGAUCUGCUCUAUUAUACUUUACGAUGUGAGUCAUACAAUAUUUAAAUCGAUUUUUUUUAAUUUAUAGAAUAAAAUAUAUCCAUAUGGCAUGCAUAUAUAUAGACAAACGAACUAAUAAAUUUACGAGGAAAUCAUCUAAAACUCAAGUGAACUGAUUUCAAAAAUUCGGAACGAGAAAUUCGCCACAUAAACCUUUUACUUAACUUGUAUGUUGUCCAUAUAUAAACUUGCCAUCCCGCCUAUAUAUAGGGCAAGUUUUCCCGCCUAGCUGCGAUGUUUGUUAGCUAGCUAGCGCCCUAUAUAAUGUAUAAUCAUGCCGAUCAGGUUUAUGUUUCCUUGUAGAUCUCGUUAUCAUUCGUGUAUCUGGGAAGUCUAUUGCUGGACAAACUUAAUAACCGUCCUCCCGACAAUGCUUUACCAAAAGCUUUAGUCAAAAUUCUACGUGAUAUGGUUGGUUAGUUUAUACUUCAUAUUUUAUUACAUUUUCUUUAAAGAACCAAGAACAUAAGCAACAAAAUUUAUGUUUAUCUAGUUCAUAUGCAUGCAAAAUUUUGUUUCUUUAUAUAGUUGAAAACAACUUUUAAAACUGCAGUAUAUCGAUUUUGCAGCUUUUUCAACUUUUCGUUUCCAUGCAAGAACGUCGCGGCUUCGUAUCUCCGUUUGAGUUUCUCAAAAUGUCCUCUGCUCAUUAUAAUAAAGUAAACAUGUUCAGCAUUACCGAUACGAAGUCUGUCGCUCCUUCGAAAGCAAAAAACAUUUUAAAUCGUUCAUAAGUCAUUUUACACUUGCAAGUUUUCAACUUAUAAGAAUUAAUGAUACCAAUGAAAGAUCUAAGCUUCCUGGAAACAAGAAUAUAAUAUUUUGAUUUUAAGGCGCCAUCUUGGAUUUUUAGCGUUUCAACGCGAAAACGCUUGUCCGAAAACCUUUUUUAGCAUUGAAAACGUUUGAAAGACGUCGUUUUCUACCGUUUUCGUGUGGACACGGCCUGAAAACGACACUUUUUGAAAUAUAUACGUAUAUACGGCCUGGUGUAUAUAUAUAUAACAGCACGAGAUUUGAUUCUCGGAUUUACUUUUAGAAAAUUAUUUUUGAGUAUGCGUUUUUUGUGUACAUCUAUGCAGGGUGUAUAAAAGAAAAGGUUAAUAGUCCGUGUGUUGUGACCUCGAAAAGUGCCUAGAAAACGAUUUUCAUUUAGCAUGUCUUGGAUCUGAACACUUUCGAACACGCUGAGUUUAAAUCCGAAACGUUCCCGCUCCGUAGACCCGCAGUUUUCUCACAAACUGCAAUUUUAUCUUUACUAAUUUCACAGCAAAUUUUUUCAUUGUUCAACGACACGGAUCGAUGACGAUACACGAUAAUUCACACAAAAGGAUCAAUUUCUAUUAACCAGUCUUCCUUUUAACAAAAGACCGGUUUUGCUUCAAUCAUUUUGAGUUAUGUAAUAUUAUGCGUGUUGGACGUAAACAGCAUAUCUUGUCUACAACUUUGAGCAGGUACAGAUAACGCUUUUUAUAAAAUCCUCAGUUUUAGCGAUAUCUCUAUAAAAUCGCAAUGAAGUUAAUGCGAAGUCUUUUGGCUAUAUCACUGGCCUGAGAAAUAACUCUUUUAACGCGGUUAAGGUAUUUAAAACAAAAGUAACGCGAAGCCUGUGAAAUAUUGUCGAUCGGUUGCUGGUAAAAGACUUUACGACAGGAUCAAUCUUACAUAACCUUAAACUAGAAGAAUAAAUGUUCACAUCAAAGACAAAGAUCAGUCCCAAAGUAUAACAUCUGAUCUGUAAACUUACGACGAAGUGGAGAAAUGUGUGCAUGAGCUGUUUAUUUGGUGAUUUCAGCGUAUAUGGAAGCCCUCUUUCGAAAAGGUUUGCAAAGGAGGGGUCGGAAAGUGGCUCUCAAAGCCUGCCCCCCCCAACUUUUCUAAGCUUCCUACGCCCCUGACUAACAAGCUAUCAUGCAUUGUAAAUAAUGAAAAGCUGCAUGGCCGAGCAUUAUAGCCAAUGUCCGAGCGACUGCACACUUUAGCAGACAUUUGUCAGACCAAGCAAAAUUGUUAUAAUCUACCGACACUGGUUGUUAUGAAUGCCUUCACAAAACGCAACAUAUAUUACUCAAUGUUGCCCAGGCGGGCUUAUAGAUUUUAUAACGUUUUCUCGUUUAGGUUUGUUGGUCGCUGCUGCUAUUUUUGCUGCCAUAUUUUGUGUUAUCUCUCUUAUACGUUUCCUGGAAAACCAUAAGUAUGUUUAAAUGCCCGCACAAGCCAACAUGUUUUCCUUGACAACUUUUCCUUGACAAGUUUUUGUGAAAUUUCCCUGACAUAAUCUUCGUACUCAUAUACCCAGGCCUUUUUGUUCCUUGGAAAGGCAUCCUUGUUUUCAGGGCUUUUCAAUAGGGCGAUUGUUAAAGGGGCAUUAAGAGAUGGAAACUUUGCAAAAUAUUGGGGAUUUUGGGAUGGGUUUGGAUGAUGCAAAUCCUAUAGUUGCGCUUUAAAUGUUUCUGUUUUGAAUUUCAUGCAUAGUUGAUUAUGAAUAUUUCUGUGUUAUAAACACCUGGGGCCACUUUUAACCUGUGGUUCCACACAAUUGUAAGCUUUCUUUUUAUAUUUUAUCUAUAGGAACAACAUGCUCAGGAUGUUCAAAGGAGAUAAAUCUUUUAUUCCUCCGACGAUUAGUGUGUCACAGUUCAUGAUUGUAAGUUAAAAGAAAAGGAAAAAUUGUCAAUUUUUUGCCGAACACGCGUUAUAGGCGCAUCUGCAUGGUUAUUGCGAAAUAUCAAGGCUAUUAAUAUAUUGAGCUCUGAAUGGACGAGCAUGUUUUUACUGUUUAAAAACAAGCAUAAACAGCUAGCUUUCACACAAAGAAACUUGUUAUGGAAAGUUUUCUGUCGUAUACGUAAGUAAAUAAAACAUGGCCGUAACCAGUUCAAAGUAAUCCACUUUCGUGAAAACUGACUUGAAUAUUUAACUGUUUUGUUAUAUGCAUGCACAAGGUCUGAAUUUACAGACUUUGCUUUUCGGAUAUUUUCAGUAUUUUUCUAUUUUUGUUUAUGUUUUUAUCUUCGCUCUUUCGGCCGAUUAUGUUUUCAAAAAGUAUAUGUUUUUGACCAUUUUAAAUUUUAAAAAUUCAUUUGCUAACCUGUAAACAAUUUGUGUGAGUUUUUCAUUGUGUUUUUAAUCUUGUAAAGGCUAUAAAAAGCGAACAACUUGCCGUUUUCUCGGAAAUUCAGUUUGAGCCGCCAUUUUGUUUUUCUCUACUAGCAGGAUAUGAGCUAAUAUUUUGCCAGUAGAGAACCAAUCACUAAUCAGAUUGCAGAGUACCUCAUAACCUACCUCCUCCGCAGGCCUUUCAAAAAGAUAAAAUUGGUUGGAAAAUCGUCUCAAAUUUCAACCUGCGAACGGGCAUCCUCAUUACGAGCUGUAUGGCCUGCGGAGGAGGUAGCCUCAUAACCAGACCUUGUGUAUAUAAUCAAGUAAUAAUGUUUGUUUUCCUAGGGGAAAGGACUAAGAUACCAUAGUUUUCAGAUUGGCUACUUUUUGUGGGGUAGGUGUUCCUUGAUUAUAUGCCACUUAUAUCCCAAAUAUGAUUCUUGUUUAGUAUGAAUAAUAUGUAGUAAAAAACCCUGUCAAAAUUGCCGGAUAUGAUGUGAAAUGAGUGAAUUUUGGGAGGCAAAAUAAAAGAAAAAAUAUUUUACAUUUUAUAUAUAAUGACAUCAUAUCUGGUUUGACAAUGAAAAAGUUUACCAAGAUCAGCUUUUUACAUAUACCAAAAGUCAUAUAUUUACGCGAGUGAGAUCAAUGGGAGGUCCACCUCACCCAAAGUCACGAACUCGUGAUUAUUGAUGGACUUUUUACUCUCCUAGACUUCCUCAGCUCAUCGUUCUUCAUUAACCUGGGGCCGAGCGGAAUCAGGGAUCUAUCAAAAGAACAGGCAGGGGAGGAUAGGAUUAACAUGACAUCAACUGAAAUGUAUGCAUUUGGUGCCCAACCCUCCGUCAUUUUAGGUGUAGCGAGAUUUUAACACCUUUGUUCUAUCUUUUCAGGUUACAUGUUGCUCUUGUUCCUGUUUUGGGUCAUCUUCAUGGUUUUUUACAGUUUGUCGUUUCGCAUCGUUUCCUGAUUGGGUUGUGGGUUGGUUAG